Molecule: messenger RNA, 1672 nt
Organism: Strigops habroptila (Kakapo)
Lineage: Eukaryota; Metazoa; Chordata; Aves; Psittaciformes; Psittacidae
Gene: LRRC72
Product: leucine rich repeat containing 72
Source: RefSeq, a predicted model, not a curated record
AUGACCAUUGGUGCUUCCAAGCCAUUUUGUGUUUUGUAUUAUGCUGACAAAUGUACCGUAUACUGUAAGGCAGGAGAAAAACAGCUGAAGAUCUGUGGCUUUAAGAGGAAUGUGGAUGUCUUAGUAUUGUACCUGGCUGGACGUUCAGGUGCUCUGAAACAUUUCUGUGUGUUACAGGUUCUGUUUCUUCACAACAACCAGUUAAAAAACCUUGGCAAAACAGUGAAGGGAUUGAAAGGAAUUAUAAGCUUGCAGACCCUGACAAUUUUAGCCAAAUUUGACAGAAGAAAGAAAUCUCUAAGACAUGAAAAUUCCACAGAGAGUACCUCAACUAAGAAAAAGCUGCCAAAUGAGUUCAGAAACCUAUUCCAUAACCCUCUGGCACAAGACCCAGACUACUGGCUUUAUGUGAUACACCUCCUGCCUGCAGUACAGCUCCUUGACAGGAAGUCAGUUACACAAAGAGAAAGGAAGUCAGCACUUCAUCUUUGUAACUACGAAAGGCUUGCUUGUGUCAUGCAGUCCAUAGCUUUUGGAAAGAGAGUAGAUACACCCCUGGAGACUACAGUAGGAUCUAGCAGAUGCACUCAGCCAGCCAGAAGAGUGAUGAUGCCCUCAGGUUCUGAAUUUGGAAAUCAGAGAAAUAAAGAACCAUUUGAGAACCCCGAAGAUGCCGUUUUACUCCGGGCAAUGGCAAGGUCUCUAAUGGAAUUUUCCUAUGUUGACUGGAACAACGUAGCCACCCCUCGAGAAAGACGGCUUGAAAACAAAGCAGCAGCAGAAGCCUGUAAGAAGCUGACAGUCCUGUUUAGAUGAGUGCUUUCUUCCUGAAGAAAAAAAAUUCCUCUUUCCAGGGUGGAGAUAAGCUCCUUAAGAUGAAGGAAGAUGGAAGAGUUUGAACUCUACCUGCUAAGAAAUCUUACUUCCAUAGAAUCUCCUUUUUGGGAAGACGUGACUGGCCUACUAAAGAAGACACUUAAAAUAACCUAAUAUUCCCAAAUCUAAUCUUUUUCCCAGAAGGAACAAUGUUCUUUAUGGAGCCUCUUUUUCUCACUGAAGGAAAUAAUUGUUCCUUUCACUGGGGAAAAAGAACAGCAAAAGGAAAGCUGCAAACCACCACCUGAGACAGGAGAAGAUACACACAGCUAUAAGCAGUCUCAUGGAAAAAAACCAAAAAUGUAAGAGGAGAGGAAAAAUGAAUGUGAUAAACAUGUUUUCAGAACUUACUAAACACAUUUUUAAAAGCCAAAAAGAUAAUUGCAAAAAUAAUGGAGAAAGGCAAAAUUUGAAAAAUACUGGAUUGAUUUGAUAAGCCUCAAAUAUUACUAAAAGCUACUGAUUUGUAUUCCUAAAAAAGGCAGUUUGGUGCAGCAUCUUUUUCAGCGGAACACCGUAUAAUUCAACAGAAUGCAUCCCACUGCACAAGAACCUGUCACAGGAGACUGAGUUUUGAGGUCUGGAACAAAAAGGACAAGUACAGACAGACUCUAUGCCUCAAAACGCUGAAUAAAAUUGAGUUUUAUAUGAAAAAAGAUCCCAAGCCUGAGGAGUAGCUCUCCCAUUCCACUGUCCUGAUGACUCCACUGGUCUUGACAUAUUUGCAUGUUUCACAUAAGUGAAGUAAGUAACCGUAAACCUGAAUAAUAAAAACAUGUCAACAUUUUCCUUUAAA